Molecule: messenger RNA, 657 nt
Organism: Hydra vulgaris (swiftwater hydra)
Lineage: Eukaryota; Metazoa; Cnidaria; Hydrozoa; Anthoathecata; Hydridae
Source: RefSeq, a predicted model, not a curated record
AUGAACUGUGGACUUUCAACUAAGUCAACUCGAUUAUUGGCAUACGAGUUUGCUGUAAAAAAUAAUAAGAUUUGCCCUUCAUCAUGGAUCAAGAAUAAAAUUGCAGGGAUUGAUUGGUUGCAAGUACAAAAGCCAGUAAAAGUGUUAGCAGGUAAAGGAAGUAAACAAGUAGGAAGAAUCACAUCUGCAGAACGAGGAACAUUAGUAACUGUAUGUUGUGCUUCAAAUGCAAUUGGAAACUCUAUUCCUCCACUAUUAGUUUUUCCUAGGGUCAAAUUUCAUGAUUACAUGAUAAAGGAAGGUCCUCCUGGAUGUGUGGGAUUUGCAAAUCCUUCUGGUUGGAUAAAUUCAGACAUUUUUAUAGAAUGGAUAAAACAUUUUGUGAGGUAUUCAAACUGUUCUCAUGAAUCUCCAGUUUUGUUACUUCUGGACAGCCAUAAAAGUCAUAUUUCUGUUAGAGCUUUAGAUCUUGCAAUUCAACAUGGAAUUACAAUGCUAAAUUUUCCUCCCCAUUGUACCCAUAAAUUGCAACCAUUGGAUAGAACUGUUUUUGGACCAUUGAAAAGGUUUUACAAUGCUGCAUGUGAUAAUUGGGUGGUCACAAAUCCAAGACCUAUGACCAUUUAUGAUAUUGUUUCAAUAGUUCGCGAACCAUAA